This is a messenger RNA of Puntigrus tetrazona (Sumatra barb), 1751 nucleotides long. RefSeq names its product tumor suppressing subtransferable candidate 4 (gene tssc4). The record is from RefSeq and is a predicted model, not a curated record. Lineage: Eukaryota; Metazoa; Chordata; Actinopteri; Cypriniformes; Cyprinidae.
UAUUGCUUAUGUGAACAGCCAGAUACGAGUCAAAUAACUGAGUAAUCUUCAAAACAUGGAUGCUAUAUUUAAAUUAUUUUGUUAUCGAAAAUUCAGUAGGGUCUAAGGGCGUGUUAAAUACUGUAUAUCACGUUAAUUAUCACAGCUAGGCGCAUUAGCUGCGUUAGCUGUUUUAACGUGCGUGAUCAGAUUAUGUUUCUUUUCACUGACGUUUCAUUCAAGUAAUGUUUCAUUUGGUCAAAAUGCAUUUAUUUAGCAAAUUUCUUUAAUUUAAUAAGCAUGCAUACAAAGAUAUGCUGAUUGUGUUUCAUACACGCUUACAUAGGAAGAAGAGAGCAGCCUCAAGACUACCGCUAUGGCCAUAACUUUGAUCAGUACUCUGGACUCGGUGAUUUUAGCUAAAAUGACCAGCUCGCAGUACCUGUGAGUCCUCAAGCCUAGUGUCUCAAGAUCAUUUUGAUCUUUCAGAAGAUCGCUCCGCAUAAAUGUCCAACUUCUAAUUGUACCACCUAAUCUCAGAGAAGCAGCACAAUGAGUGACUCAAACCGCAAAGAAAAGGAUGCCUUCAACAGUCUGUCUAAUAGAGAUACAAUUGAACUGCCAGAUGACCUUUCUCUGAGCGACUCUGACUCUGAUGAGCCCACUGAGCAUUUCAGCAGAAAAGUGGAAGACUUGUCAUCAUCCUCAGAGGAUGAAGACCAAACUCGGCAGCAAGUCCAGUCUGUUCCUCAAGAAAAUCCCAUCUUCAGACUGACAGGUGGGAGCUCUGGUUUCUGUGAUCGGAGCAGGGACAUCUUUGCACAGUUAGACAGUGCUGCAAAGCUCACAUCUAAAGAUCUAGGCGAAGACAACAUCCUUGAUGGCACGUUUGCCCGUCCUGCUCCUCCAUCACCUCCACGGGAAGCUCAGAGAAAGUGUGUUGGCCAAGAGAUAACCAAAAAACAACCUCCGAGUAAAAAACUCCCAGACUACCUUGCACACCCUGAGCGCUGGACCCACUACAGUCUUGAAGACACAGCUGACACCAGUGAUAGAAAGAAUAGUCAGAUCGCUCAUCAGUUUAUACAAGGUCUUCAAGAGAGCAGGAGGUCUCAGAAAGAUGUACUUGAGGAGUUCACGCCAGCGUUCAACCAGGAUUAUGGCAGCACCAGUGAGAAUAAGAUUGUGUUCAAUAAACCCAAGAUUAAAGAUCCGAGUGGGAGCAAACUUGAUCAUGCUAAGAAGGACGAAGUUGAACUUCAACACUUGGAUGACAGACAGGAGACUGAUGAAGGAGAGGACGGUCCUCUUCAUCAUCGCUUCAGCUCAAGGGAGAAUAAAGAGAAAAAAAGAAAGUGGGGGACUGAAAAAGAGGAAGACAAAAAGGUGUCCAGUGCUGCCUUCAACAGUAGCAAGAAAGUAAAUCGCAAACACUUCCGUAAAACACUUGAAGAUGAUGAAGGUGGCCCCGAGUGAGCACUGUGUACAUAAAUACUUUAAACUACUGUUUUAAUGUUUAUGUACUUAAAAUGUACUGUUUUGUAUAAAGGUGUUUCACUUUCCACGUAUCUUAGUUGUGGUUGUAUAAUGAAAAGCUCUUGCCGUCAUACUGUACAGGCUACUUCUUAAAGGAUAGUAAUAACCCACAUAUCUAUAGAAUGAAAACCUAUCGGUGUUUUAGUGUAUGUACUAUUAUUCUGAGGUACUGUUGAACUUUGACCGCUUUUCAUGAAUAAAUUUGACUCAGUUAUGUACUUUGAGAUCACCUUUAA